Messenger RNA from Setaria italica (foxtail millet), 2246 nucleotides. Its product is annotated as phospholipase D Z. The record is from RefSeq and is a predicted model, not a curated record. NCBI's taxonomy places the organism in Eukaryota, Viridiplantae, Streptophyta, Magnoliopsida, Poales, Poaceae. Bases 692 to 1942 code for a protein of 416 amino acids. Gene Ontology annotation, molecular function: catalytic activity. The transcript is spliced from 7 exons.
GGUUACUUGUGCUGAGGAGGCGUGGAUGGGUGUGAGCUCUUGCCGUCGAUUGGGGACUAGGUGCUCGGCCAGCGUAUGCUGGAAUGCGUAGGAAAAGGUUCAUCUUUGUGGCUAGCUCCUGGACCAGAUAGGUCAGACGCUCCGAUUUGGUAGGGUAGGUGAUUUGGAAUGGUGGAAAACGUCUGAUGAUUGCAUUCCGGUUGCUUCGUCUGAGCGGCGCAAAAUCUUGUUAGAUUGUUCUGCUGAUGGGAGUGAUAGAGGGACAAAUUUGAUGCGUCUCGUAUACUAGUUAGCGAAUGUGAACUUGUUUGUUGGGGAAGGAUGGGAUUUUUAGCAUUUGUAUGAAAACUUUUCUUGUACUUUCUGUAGUUCCGCUGAAGGAUAGAAGAUUGCUGCAACUUCAGUUUAGGUCAUGGUAAUGCUGCAACGAAAUUUGAAAUGCAUGCACAUGGACAUGGUUGGGAUUUAUUUGGUGUUCUAAUUGGCGGUGUUGAUAUGUGAGCUUAUUUUGUUGGCAAAGGAUAUGUGGGUUUGUAAACUUACAAAUACUUCUCGCAUAACCAUAUGAGAUGUACUGCAGUGGCUUUCCAGGAAUGCAACCGAGAGCCUGGACAUCCUUGCACAGUACUGGCAGUUCUUAGCGCAGCCCAACAAUCCGAAAUCGGGGGAUUAUGGGUACUCCGAUAGUGACAUGAAGAGAUUUGGGGCUGAUGAGGGGCACCGGGUUUACAAGGCAUUGGAGAAUGCUGCAGAUCGUAAGAUCAAAAUCAGGAUUGUGCAACACUCUGGAUUUGCUCCUGAUUUUGACCAAGAGAGUGCUGAUCUAGCUGCAGGAAGACCAAAUGUUCAGAAUGUAACCCUUCUUUUUGAGAAGUGGUGGGGAUCUGGCGUUGUGCAUGCAAAAGUCUGGAUAUCAGAUAAAAAAGAUGUGUAUAUAGGAUCAGCAAACAAUGAUUGGAAAUCCCUAACCCAGGUCAAGGAGCUUGGGAUUUAUUUUGCUGAUUGUCCACAAGUAGCAAAAGCUGUGGAAGUAUAUUUUCAAAAUCUUUGGUCGCUUUCAACCCUCAACUCAACUACUUAUACCAAAGUAGCUUGGGAUAAGCAGUGGCAGGUUUCUAGAAAGGUUCCAUGCUGGUCACAUUUCCUACAGCCAAAACAAAGAUGCAGGUCACCCAUACCACUUUCUGUUGACAUCCCAUAUACAGAUGGAUAUCCGGUACUUGCCAAUCCUGAAAUGAUUGAUGUUCCAUUUGAAACCCCUGGGUAUAAGAAAUCCACUCAGGAGCACUACUUGAGCUACCUUUCCUUUGCUCCACCUGAGGUGACAUUUGACAAAUUCCAAGCAGAUGAGCAGGGUUGGGUUGACACCAUCAAGUCUGUCAAGAUUGGGGGAAUUGUACGAAUGAGUACUAUGGAUUGGCUCGGGCAGUCACAGUAUGCUACUCAAACAGUCUACUGGCCAUCCUUAUCAUCAGCAAUCUCAGAGGUAGUGUUCUCAAAGAAUGCAACCGUGAGGCUUCUUGUUGCCUACUGGACACACUUCAUCCCAAACACCGAAAAGUACUUGAAGAGCCUUCUAUACUCCAACAUCCUCUGCGCAUCUUCAACAUACAACCACUGCGGCGGCAAGGUCGAGAUCAAAUACUACACGGUUCCUGGGUACAACGAGACCGGACCUGCAUUGUCGCAGGACGGCGCCGCGACAGGCAACCGUUACCCUGGCUUCACCCGGGUGAACCAUGGCAAGUACGCUGUCAGCGACGAGAGGGCGAACAUCGGUACCAGCAACCUCAUCUGGGAUUACUUCUACACCACGGCGGGAGUGAGCUUCGGAACAUACAACCCCUCCAUCGUCUCGCAGCUGCAGGAUGUCUUCGAUGCGGAUUGGUACUCGCCUUAUACUGUACCGGUUGAACCGCUGGAGGCGUCGGCGUCAGUGUAGGAUCAGCUCUGUUCAACGUUAUCUUUUUGUCUUUUCCCUUUCUUCAUCGCGUAGAGUCAAUAAAGAAAAAAAAUCAUCCAAGAGGAGGGAUUCACACCACACACAAUACCACCACCAAGAUUUUUUGCGCUUGUUUCAUGCAGUCUGCUUUUAAAAAGAAAUCUCAGAGAAUAAGCUGUCCCAGUGAUAGUUGCACCUGCCAAAUGUACAAAUGUAAGUAUUUCACAGUUCCACUGAAACUUUUGGGUUGAGUGACUUUGGAAUAUACAAUACAAGCAUUUGUGAGCGUCGGUUUGUUCAACAA